Messenger RNA from Chelonia mydas (Green sea turtle), 6317 nucleotides. RefSeq names its product paired box 2 (gene PAX2). Gene Ontology annotation, biological process: anatomical structure development; regulation of transcription by RNA polymerase II. Bases 1502 to 2683 code for a protein of 393 amino acids. The record is from RefSeq and is a predicted model, not a curated record. The transcript has 10 exons. Lineage: Eukaryota; Metazoa; Chordata; Testudines; Cheloniidae. Gene Ontology annotation, molecular function: RNA polymerase II cis-regulatory region sequence-specific DNA binding; DNA-binding transcription factor activity, RNA polymerase II-specific.
CCUCUGCCUGAAAGGAAAAAAAAUAUAAACAAAUAGUGGGUUGGGGGGCGACUCGGGAUUGUUUUAUUUUCCUUAUUUUGACGCGCGCGCGCGCAAAACCAGAGAAACUUUGUAACCCCCGGAUUUGUCAUCUCCCAGUCCCAAAUAUGCCACUUCAAAGCGAUACAACAGGAGGGUUUUUUGUGGGUUUUUGUGUUUUUUUUUUUUUUGAAGUUAAACACCGAGAAAGCUUUGAUGUGGAUCAAAUCCCAGCCGCUUUAGCUCGAGAGAUCUCCUGGAUCCGGAAGGCGGAAAGCACUUUCAUCGGCGGGUGAGGGUGCAAAAAAAAAAAAGAAAAGAAAAAGAAAAAAAAAGAAAAAGAAAAAGAAAAAGAAAAAAAAGAAAGAAAGAAAAAAGAAAAAGAAAAAAGGCCGAUGAAACUGACAAGCGCCGUGUAUGCGUGGGGGAGAGAAUGUGCUUAAAUAGGGGAGUUGGAGGCGCCGGAAACAAAGCAGGGAAUCAGGCUGUUUAAGCUCAGCGCACCCUCCAGUGUCCCCUCAAUUUCUGAUCCCCGUCCCCGCUGCAGCCCUUAUCUGGAGUUUGUCUUAUCCGCUAGUUUCGUUUUUCUCUGUAGUUUUGUUCCCCCCCCCCCCCUCCCCGCCCCCCAGCGCCCCGGCACUCCCCCCUCCCCCUCUCCUCUGCCCGAGUGACAGAAGCACGGACCUCCUCGCCCGGGCUCCGUCUCCGCGCGCUGGCGAAUCAGAGAGUGUUGGAAUCUAUUGCCUUUGUCUGACAAGUCAUCCAUCUCCCGGCAAAGGGGGAGGGCGAGGAGGGGUGGGGGUGGGGGGUGGGGGGGGAGAGAUCUGGAGGGGGCUUUGCAGCUUUUAGAGAGACACACGCGGGGAGAGGAGGCUCCAUUCUCCAGCCAAAGCUCCUCGCAAACACAUCCCACCUUGCCAGAAAGUCUGCCAGGAGCGGGACCCUCUGCCUGGGGAGCAGAAGGAGGCGAGGGGACGCAGGGAGGGGGCUGCCGGUGCUCAGAGAUCCCGGGGAUUUCUACUCCACUUUGAACUUAAAUGAACUAGCCCCAGACUUGGCGGAGGAAGAGGAAGGAAGCCGCAUCAUCCUCUGCCGCUGCUGCUUCACCACCACCAUCAUCAUCCUCACCUUGCUUCAGACGCGCCCAAGCCUCCAGCCCCUUGCUGACCCGGCUGCCAGGGAUGAUCUGACCCGAGCGCUCCAGCCAUGACAUCCACCUGCCCCCCGGCCGCUGCCUCUCGCUGCCCGCUGGGACCCUGCUGACCAGAACCAUCGGGCUCCGCUUGCUCUGCCCCAGCUCCAGCCAGCUCCCCGUCCACGGCCCCCGGAAAGUUCUCCGCUCCCCGGGCAGGGCCGAGCGCCCGCCCCCCGCCUCCCCUCGCCCUGCUGGCUGCUUUUUUGUUUUCUCCCCUAAGUCUUGAAGUUGAGUUUUAGAGGCGACACGGCGGCUUCAGCCGACUUCUUCCCCUUCCUUUGCCUCCCCAUGGAUAUGCACUGCAAGGCAGACCCCUUCUCAGCAAUGCACCGGCAUGGGGGAGUGAACCAGCUCGGGGGGGUGUUUGUGAACGGCAGGCCCCUACCUGACGUGGUGAGACAAAGGAUAGUCGAGCUGGCUCACCAGGGAGUGCGACCCUGUGACAUCUCCAGGCAGCUGCGGGUCAGCCACGGUUGUGUCAGCAAGAUCUUGGGCAGGUAUUACGAGACGGGCAGCAUCAAGCCCGGCGUGAUCGGCGGCUCCAAGCCCAAAGUGGCGACCCCCAAAGUAGUGGAUAAAAUCGCCGAGUACAAGAGACAAAACCCGACCAUGUUCGCCUGGGAGAUCCGGGACCGGCUCCUGGCCGAGGGCAUCUGCGACAACGACACGGUGCCCAGCGUCUCCUCCAUCAACAGGAUUAUCAGAACCAAAGUUCAGCAGCCUUUCCACCCGACACCAGAUGGGACUGGGACUGGAGUGACUGCACCUGGACACACGAUCGUUCCCAAUACAGCAUCCCCUCCCGUCUCCAGUGCCUCCAAUGAUCCAGUGGGUUCUUACUCCAUUAACGGGAUCCUGGGCAUUCCUCGGUCGAAUGGCGAGAAGAGGAAACGUGAUGAAGAUGUGUCUGAGGGCUCGGUUCCCAAUGGAGACUCCCAGAGCAGCGUGGACAGUUUGCGGAAGCACCUUCGUGCCGACACUUUCACCCAGCAACAGCUGGAAGCUUUAGAUCGAGUCUUUGAACGUCCUUCUUACCCUGAUGUCUUUCAAACAUCGGAGCACAUCAAAUCUGAGCAGGGUAAUGAGUACUCCCUCCCAGCUCUGACCCCUGGUCUUGAUGAAGUCAAGUCAAGUCUAUCUGCCUCUGCUAACGCAGACCUGGGGACCAACGUCUCAGGACCCCAGACGUACCCCGUGGUGACUGGUCGUGACAUGGCGAGCACCACCUUGCCCGGUUACCCACCCCAUGUCCCACCGACUGGACAGGGCAGCUACCCAACCUCAACUCUCGCAGGAAUGGUACCUGGGAGCGAGUUCUCGGGGAACCCUUACAGUCACCCUCAGUACACGACCUACAACGAGGCCUGGCGAUUCAGCAACCCAGCGUUACUAAGUUCCCCUUAUUAUUAUAGUGCCACAUCCCGAGGCGCUGCACCUCCCACUGCUGCCGCUGCCUAUGACCGCCACUAGUUACCAUGGAAACCACAUGAAACUGCAGGGCGACAGCUUAGGCCUUCAUAUUGUACCUGUCUGAUCAACUUUCUCCAUCCCUGGGAAGAGUGAAGAGAACUUCUCCGUCCCCCUCCACGCCCAGCUAUCCCUUCCCUUCCCCGCAGAACGUGUUGGAUUGAAGCGCUCACGACAUCAGACUGAGAAAUACGCGUCCCCUGCACUCUGUCCCUCGCCCCAACCUAACUACUUCCAUGGGCAGCCGGAAAGGCCUGUGGCCAGCUCACCUGCUGCUGCAGUCCGUCAAACAAUCCCAGGCACAGUUCAGCCAUGCAAGGCCUCCCUGACUUUGAAGACUGAGGGGAAUUCCAGCAAUGCAACCUGCCACCCUCGUUUAUACAGGACCCUGUUCUCCAGGGAGUGGUAGAGGCAGGGUGAAGCGGGGAGGAAGCCACCUGCAACAAAGUGUUCCCUCGAGAAACUUUCUUCCAUGGUAGAAGCUUCAAAAUGCUAACCGACAAGCCUGUUUCAGAGGCCUGAGGGAAUGGUCUGGCUAGCAUGGGGAUGGCAGCACAGAGAGGCAACCCAUCUGGCAGUGAAGGAAAGGCCCAAGUGCAACACUCUCCAUUCCCCCCCCACCCCCCGGGUCUCUCUGUGUGCUCCAUCCCCACUCUUCCCUUCAUGCCUUGGCUUCCUUCAAGGUUCCGUUUGAAGGACACACCCGGCAUGCUGUGACCUCACAGGGCAGAGUUGGGUUGAAACACACACAAACACGAUUUCUGUGACACACAAUCAGCUCAGACAGGAGGAUGGAGCGACAUCAACCAACCGACCGAUGAAAUGAAGAAAUAUAUAAAUAGAUAUAUAAAUAUAACUGUGUUUUUAUGCUUUGUCAUGAAGGUCUGUAAAAAGGAAAAAAAUGAACAAAUCCCCAAUUUUCUAGAAAAAAAAAAAUCAACAAAAAAAAACAAAAUAAAAAAAACCCUGCAAAAAUAAACCCAAAUCCCCUCGCCCGAAUGGCACACAAGUUCCUCUGAUGUUUGAUGCUCCCCAUUCACUCUUGGGUUUCAUUUCCUUUCUGUUUUGCACUAGAAUGUGAUGGUGGAGAGGAUUGGAAGCCAGCUCUGCCCCAUCACCUCCUCUUUUCCUAAUCUCAAUCCCAUUCUCGGGGGAGCAGUGUGGACAAUUCACAUCUGGCAAAAAAUAAAAUUACCAAACAAAACAGCCAACUAAACGCACCCCAUGGGAAGUCAGCAUUUUCUGUGUCCAUUGUCAUCAAACAAAGAAAACAAACCCAGUCUCUUGCUCUAACUGCGCUUGUGGUAGAAAGGAACGUGUGGGGUUUCAUGCAGGUCCAUUAGAUCUCCCGUCAGCCAGCAGUUCUGAGACAGACAAAUUCAGAAUUGGCUGGGAUUGUUGCUUGGUUCCCUACCACUUGGUUCCCAUGUGCUUAACCUUGCACCUACUCCCUUCACCCAUACCUGCCUCAGUCAGCCUUAACUCCCACACCUUAAUACUUGUGCCCUACACUGGUCCCCGAAUACCUACACCUUAAUCUCUACAGCCCCAUUACAUGUUCUACUCUCAAUUCCCAAGCCCCUACAGCCUUGCUAUCUAUGCCCUAUCCCACUCCCACAGUCCCUUUACCCUAAUCCCUACACUUAGUUAUCUGUGUUGUGCACCCUAACAUCUAUCCCCUAUACCCUCAUCCUUGCACCCUCAAUCCUAUAUUUCACACCGUAAUAUUCACUCCCUGAUUCCUGAAUGCUCUUGUAAUGAUUCUGUAGUGAUUCUCUGCUCUCUUUGGUUCCCCAGUGAUUCUCAAGCACUGUUUUUUGAAAGGCUGAUUGUCAGCGGAAAUGCUUAUUACUCCUGUAUUGCUGACAACUUCAGCUGCUCCUGUUCUUUGGACUGACACUCCCAAAAAGCUAGUCAAAGAAAACAUGAAGGCUAGAGCCGGUUUCAUGGGCAGCAAGAGGUAGAUUCUCAUUGCUGGUUUAGAGAGGAUUGGGAUAAGAUGAGUGCGCCAGUGUCCAUGAAUAAAAGCAGGAUAGAGUCAACCCAUUGAGGGUGGAAAUGUGAACCAUGGAGCAAUUUCUGAAACUAGCAUUUGUAUAAAGCCCAGGGUUCCCAGCCCCUGAAUGAAAUGUGCGCAUGCACUCAGCUUUGUCUCCAGGGUUAGCCUGAAGGCAAGAAAAGUCCAUCAUCAGCAACUGGCUGUAAUGGUCCCAAAGACCCCACUCACCCAGAGCUCUUCUCAGCACUUGCACAUCUCAGGCUGACUAUAUGGAUGCGUUUUCUGCAAUGGGAUGGCCCAGAAUGCUAAGAGGGAGUGUUUUUGUUUACGCAGAAGAUAAGGGCCUAAAAUCUGUUCUGGUAAAUCUUGAGUAACUCCAGUGAAGUCAACAGAGUUACUCCACUCCCACUAAGUCAAUGGCGUUGCUCCAGAUUCAUUAUUGUGAACCCACCAAAGUCAAUCGUUAUUGGAAUUUAUCCAGAUUUAUGUCAAUGUGACUGGGUCGAGAAUUUUGCCUAUUGUCUCAGUCUAUCUCAAACGAAAAAAGAGACAAUGGUUAAUCAUUUUAAAAAACUCACCCUCAUCAUCCCCUCGGUUUGUCCCCCACAUACUAGAUAAAUGCUGGAUCAUAAGCUGUGAUGUCCCCAUUUGAUUCUCUCAAUAGUACCUUUGUUCUCCUUGUCCAAAAUCCAGCUUCACUCAGCAUGCGGUCAAGGCCAGAGGUAUCUAAUGCCAACCAUGACAACUAGAAUAACCCAAGGGGCUAGAAAACAUGAGACUGACACACCUCACACUGGACAACCUGCAGUUCAGGAAGACUGUUCCAAAGCAGCUAGCUGCUGAGAAAAGUCCACUCUUAUGAUGGCAUAUCACAGAGAGACAAGAUAGGCUGAGAAGGCAGGAUUUGGUUGGCUCAGUCAUGGCUGGCUUAAUUUGAUGCUCAGAGGGCCAAAUUCAUAGUUGGUUUAACUCCACUGAUGCAAGGGGAUUUCCCCCACUCAUUGAUUUGGCCUGGAAAGUUUAGAAGAACAGCAAGUGGGUUUGAUCAGGAAAACAGAAGGACAAAGUAAUAUGCAGAGGACCAGGCAGUCUUAUCCUCUUCCAUCACCUCCCCCCGUAAAGCCCCAUGCGAAUGUACUGAAUUACAUUUGCCAAAGAGUUUCUUGUGUUGGUUGUUUUGAGUUACAGUCGAUGGAUGCAUUGUAAAGCAGUAUUAUAGCUAAAGUCUAGUAGCUGACACGGGGAUUUAUGUGGUGAUAUUAUGCAGAAGAAAACCAUCAAUAUUCAUAUAGAUUCCAUUAGAUUGGACUAUGCAGGAAACACAGAAAUUCUACCAAUUAUUUAAUAUUAUGUUAUUUGCAAAAACAAUUGCUGCUUUGUAGGAAGAUAAUGUGUGUAAUGUGAAGGCAAUUCCUCUUGUAUAUAAGUUCAUCUCCAUCUUCAUCAUGGUAGUUAUUAAAACAGCCUCGUCUCAUCCUGUACAUAAGGAACGCGCUGUCUGUACUGUGCAAGUCUUGUUGUGCUCACUGAAAACAAAACUAUCUGUUCAAUAAAGCACAGCACAAACCCAGAACCUGAGGGAACAGCCAAAUUGUGGAAGGGCUCCUUCCCCAGGAGCCUGGGAGUUGGUUUAUUUUA